CACUCUUUGGAGUCACGGGAAUUUCUCUCAGCGCGCGGAACAAUGUAAAACAUCUAACUCAUAAUGUCCCUGAGAAAGUUUGGCAUCUCUUGAAAAUUACGAGAUGUGAGUGCACCAAUGUCUCACUGUAACCUUGGUUCACAUUGUUCUGGACUUGGUUUUACUUUGGAAUACAGCUAGCAGCUUGUUUGGACAUACUCCUUUCGUUUAUUGUACCCUUUUCCUUCCUGUCGUCAUCAUGAUAUCUUCAGAAGGCCCCUAUGAUUUGGUGCAUUUUUCCGCAUUAGUACUACCCCAAGCCAGGGGCGUUAAUGAUGAAUACACUAUCCCUACACCAGGAGAAAGCUCCACAGACGCCUAUUGCCUUAUAUCAGGUCCCUUCCUCAACUUAUCCUAAUUCUUUAAAUCCAUAUUCCAUUUCAAUUAAAACACCCAAUUUAGCACGUCCAAGAACAAGAUGCAGCUCGAUACUCAGUCCAGCACCCACAACACCAGCCAUGGUGAUCCCACGGGCAAGACUAAAGAGACCAUCACCUCCUUCCUGGGAAAAGAUGGCCAAGCCGACACAACGGUCCACGAGACCAUUAACCCAGCUGUUAUAAGGGAACACAUCCAAAGAACCAACCACGAGGAGAGACAAAAGAUCAUCGACAGGGAGGUCCACCAAGACCACCACCACAUUUCGAUCCAGCCUGUCCGCGACCAGGAAAUCUUGCCAGAGACCCAUGAGACCAACAUUGCUCCCGUUGAGACUCAUGAGAUCAAACAUGGCAACGAGAAGCACGUGCUUGAGCGUCUAGCCGCCGAGCGCGCCCAGUUCCGUGAUACUCGUGAUGUUGCCGAAACUCGCACCACAACCUCGACUGGCCCCACUGUUGCUGGAGAGCAUAUCCAUCAUCAUGUUCACGAGACUAUCCAGCCUGUUGUCGAGAGAGAUAUCCUCGAGCCCCACGUUAUCCACAACACCUUCCCUAUUCACGAGAUUCACAUUAAUGAGGCCAAGCAUCACUCCGCCUCAUCUCUUCCAGAAGUGACGCUCGCUGAGUUCCAGCGCCAGGGCGGCACCCUCACUGGCCGUGAGGAGCGCGUUGACUCCUUCAGUGGUGCUCCUCGCUCUAUUGACGAUGCUGUCACCGACUCGAAGCACAACAACGUCCUAGGUGGCCCAGGCGCUGCCGGUACAACUACUGUUACCGGUGGCGGCAUCGGUGGCACCAGCGGCGGCGGCGGAAGGACCAGAUACAACGAAGAAUACGACUACGGUACUUCCGGACGCUACGAGUCCACAGGCGCUGGCAAGACGCAGCAGCGCAGCCAGUAUGAUACUACCGACUCUACCCAGCGCGGUUACGAUACCAUAACCACGUCUAGCACGGCGAACCGCAACGCCGCAGCGGGUGCCGGCGCAGUCGGACUCGGCGGUGUUGGCGCAGGCGCAGCUGUAGGCGCCGGUACCGCUGGCGGUGGAGGACUGGGGAGCUCGGCUGCCCAAACUGCGGCCAACAAGAUUCCCGGCGUGAACAAGCUGACAGGGAGCAGGAGCGGAGAGAGCAGCGGCGCGAGAGGCGAGGAGUCCGUUGGCCACCAGCAGGGAAAGAAGCCCAGCCUCAUUGACAAGCUGAACCCCAUGAAGGAUUCUAACAAGGAUGGGAAGGCUGGUUUCAUGUCUUAAGCAGGUCAAGUCAGAGAGGGAAGAUUGAAGUUGUGUAAUUUGGGUUUAAUAAUGUUGGGAUGUGGGCGAUUACAACUAG
Pseudogymnoascus destructans is the source of this 1751-nucleotide messenger RNA. RefSeq lists its product as uncharacterized. Bases 458 to 1672 code for a protein of 404 amino acids. The transcript has 2 exons. The record is from RefSeq and is a predicted model, not a curated record. NCBI's taxonomy places the organism in Eukaryota, Fungi, Ascomycota, Leotiomycetes, Thelebolales, Thelebolaceae.